Messenger RNA from Nasonia vitripennis (jewel wasp), 5635 nucleotides. RefSeq names its product serine/threonine-protein kinase 11-interacting protein. Gene Ontology annotation, cellular component: cytoplasm. The record is from RefSeq and is a predicted model, not a curated record. The transcript is spliced from 19 exons. Lineage: Eukaryota; Metazoa; Arthropoda; Insecta; Hymenoptera; Pteromalidae. Gene Ontology annotation, molecular function: protein binding. The coding region runs from base 363 to 4286 and encodes 1307 amino acids.
AGGCGUGUACUGUGUGCACUCGCGACUACUUACUCACGACCCAGUGCAGACUGAUCGAGAGAGAGAGAGUGAGUGCAAUUGUGAAAGUGUGCGCAUUAGAGAGGAAGAAGAAUCAUUCGGCCAGCGCAAUGAUGGAGGACUGCUGCCUCGAGAGAAGGAAAACAAAGCCGUCGAUCGGAACGAGGCCAUCCUGAGUGUGACGCGUUGCAACGACGAGCUUUGUAGUGGCUCAACGCCUCGUCAGAUCUGCUAGGAGGCGUGUGGGCUCAGUGCAAUGAGCUGGGCUACUCAUCGAUGACACAAUUGGGUGAAGUGGCUGUGUAAACUGUUGAGGAGUUUUGUUGUUUGAUGCAACAGUCAUCAUGUCAAGAACAAUGGGUACCAAUGGUGCUCCGGGUCUGCCUGGGAUCCAGGAGAUUGUCAAGCUUGCUGGUUUGCUAAGGGAUACUGGAGAUAAAGUUUUGAGUGCCACCAGCAAGCUGUCCCUUUCAACAAAACUACUGGCUGACCUAAAUGGAGCAUUCUCUGUGAUCAUCAACGAAACUGACGAUUUGGAAAGCUCCUUUCAAGUGUGCAACAGUUCGCGCAAUGAGGUCUUUCGGGACAUUAAAUUCUUGCAUGAUUUUGUGCAAAAAACAGUCGGCCUCAAGAUCCAACACAAUCCUAAUGAUACCAAGGUCACUGUUGAUAUUACCAAGUUUAGACACUUGAAGUAUUUGGAAUUGCAAAAAGUGCCCUUGGAAAUGGUGAAGGGAAUUCAAGGUAUUCGUGGACAACUCGAGUGCAUUGUCUGCUCUGGCGGUCGUGGUGUUGGUAACAUUUAUGAAUUGCUAGCUGCAUGUGGUGGAGAUGCUGGGGCUGGAUUUGUGUGGGGCUCCUUACACAGACUAGCAUUGCCUUACAAUGCCCUGACACACCUAGACAAAUCCCUGGAAUAUGCCCCUUGGUUGGAAACCAUAGAUCUCAGUCACAAUGCCAUUAAAAAGGCUACAGAGUUAGAGUAUUUGCCAAGUCUUAGAAAUGCCAAUCUAGGCUUUAACAAUCUCGAGUCUGUUCCUUCCUUUCACAAAACUGCAUAUCAUAAUCUGCAUAAAUUAAUACUCAAGAACAAUUACAUCGAUAACAUCGACGGUUUACAAGGCCUUGAAUGCUUGAUGGAACUAGACCUCUCUUACAACUGCCUAACUGAUCACUCAAUGCUCUGGCCCUUAGAGAGGAUGUCGAUGCUAAUAUGGGUGUGCCUCGAGGGAAAUCCGCUCUCUUAUCAUCCCCGUCAUAGGCUUCACACCAUCAAGCGCCUGCAUCCGUCGUUGAGCGAUAGCAAGUUUGUGCUGGAUGAUGAGCCACUCAAUAAAUCCGAAAAACUUUUCGUGUCGGAAAAUCGAGUGUUCGGCAUGCGUUCGACGAUGCAACGAACCAGUCGUCGUCAGGGCAGUGGCGAAUCAUCGUUGGCGUCAAGCUUCACGCAGACCUACUCGGAGACCGUUGGUAGGACCGAGUCUCCAGUCCGUAGCCGAAUGACAACCAGCCAGAGUUCAGACGCGUUAGAGCGCAGUAUUGAUGUGGUCACGGUUGGAGGAAGCAGAUCUUCUGGUAAAAAGAGAAGAAACGUCCGGGAGGCCGUCAUUGCAGAAGAUGACUUGGAUAAAGAACGACCCAAGGCCAAACCUAACUCGCUCACGAAUUCAUAUCUCGAAGCUUCAAUGGAUCACUUAGAAACCAAACGUCAGAUCCUGGCACUGCGCGCGAAAUACGGCGAGGAUAACUGGUUAAGCAAUCAAGCAGCUGCCCAUGUGCAAAGCAUACUGGGCAUACAGCAGUUACAAGCUUCGCCUCUUGGAACCUCGCCUUUACAGCAACAGCUACAAUCCGACCUAACUUCAUCACCGUUUUCUUCGACCUUUACGGAAGCACAACAGGGCCUAGCAGUGGUAGAGUCACUCAAUGCAACCGCUUCCAUAUCGCCAAUCCCGCCGCCGUCAGGCAAUGCCCAGAUACAUUACUUAAAAGACGCGCCGUUAGAAGCCAAGCAGGAUAAGACAGAACAGCGCAGAAUAGAGCGCGAAUACGAGAGCACCGAUGAGGGCAUAGUCGUGGAAACCGAGACCGACGCGGAGAACGAGGAGCUUGCGACGGCGACGAAUGAGGUGCAGGAGAUACUCGAGACCUCUUAUGAUCCUGACGAGGAAAAAGGAGAUCUGUAUUUGGUGCUCAAGAAAAGGGGUAACGAGUCGCCCGAUGAGAUUUUGCUGAUCAUUACUCCAGAAGAUAUAAAGGAGAGGGACUCUAUAACCGGUAAAAUAAAGUACCGCUGGGCGACCAACACGGUCCUUUCCUGCGUUUUGGGUAGAGGAACUCCGACAACCGUUGACAUUACGUUCGAUACUACGCGGAAGGAUCGUCAGGCUAGAACUUACAUCACCGAGCUUGAUGAGGCCAAAAAAAUCGUAGAAACACUCAACGAAAUGAUAAUCAUUCAACCAAUGUUACUCAAAGUCUUCAAGUGCAUGAAAUGUUCAACUCACUUUUCUCAAGAUGCAGACAACAGCAUUGUUACAUCCAUGUCUGCUGGUGCACCACCUAAAUGUCCAACCUGCAAGAGUACCCUGGUAAUUCAAAGCGACGAGUUACCGACACCAACACCAGAGCGCCUUGAGAAGAUUCCCGAGAAAGGUUUCAAGCCCGCAGAAUCUCAGAGAGAAAUACUGCCUGUCGAAUCAUCGAGCUCGCAGCUACCUCACUCGAGCUCACAGUCCAGCAUUGGUGGAACAGAGGGUGGAGCUAUAUCCAUCACCACUUCUCUGGUGCACUUCGACUCGCACCCCCAAGCUCAAAUCUGCUGUUCAGCGACGAGUCUAGAAGAAUCACGAGAGUCAACGCCGUCGGCCAGCAUUAAUACCAAAAAAUACGAGAGCGACAUCGAAAUACUAAGCAAUCCCAGUCAAAGCAGCAUAGAAGUCCUGGACGAUGGAUCGAAGUCAACGACUCCGCACAGAAAAAAGUCAUCCGAGGAGCGGCGCGUAGCUAUCGCCCCCUCGUUAUUAACAAUUCCAGACACAACUCUCGUUAUGGCAGGUCUAACUGAAAGUAGCUCAUCAGGUUCAUUGACUGACAGUGUGUGUACCGCUUACGAAAAUAAAACCCUUAAGUUGUUGGAUAAGACCAGUGAAAUGUCCACUAGCAGAAGCACCAGCGAUGCCGAGACGGUCAAAGGCGAGAUUCAGGAAUCGGAGAAUUCUUUCGCUCCCGUAACAAAUCUUACAUCGAUGCUGGGCGAAUUACUCCAGAGUAUGAAGAUUGGACCAUCCAAAGAUUCGAUGUCGAAGUCUGAGGAGAGCUCAGAGUUUGUAGGCACUAGCAUUCAAUAUUCCUACACGAAUUUCAGCGACGUUGAUCAUCGGAUCAAACUUCACAUUAUAUUGAAUGUUUUUGAGCACGAAAACGAAGAUCUCGCGUUUUUGUUACGAGCUGAUAUUUUGACUCAGUCAUCGACGGAAACUUUUCCUGGAUGUUUAGUAAUGUCUACGGCUAAGGUUUAUAUUUUGCGGAUUAACGGAUUAGAGGGCGAGGACCCCCAACGAUGGCUACAUAAAGAAUCAAGCUGGACGAUAGACAGGCUCAGAUCCUUUGCUCCACUACCAUUCAAACAAGGCGUACUAGUCGAGUUGCAGCAGCCCAACAAACCCGGGGAGAGUCCUACUAACAACGUGGUUCUGUGCAUUCUACAAGAUUUUCAAAGAACGUCGAAUUUCCUAUUUUAUCUAACAGAUUCUCCACUUCCUGCCAGUUGCGAGGUAGAGUUCAUGGUUCCUCAGUACUGCAGCGAUUCUAUCAAGAACAUUUUAAAAUCUUCAAAAAUUCACAAGGAAGAGGAUUCAAUUAGGCUGCUUGCACUUUUUUCGUCGGCCGUGCUCACGUCUCCGAGUGAAACGAUAAAACUCAAAGUAUCUGGUCUGAUCGUAACAUCAUCAAGCUUGGUCAUAAUCCAAGACAAGUGUCACUGGCUCUUACCCGGGAAUAAUAAACUCCCGAGCAUCAUUACCGAACAGGGAAUGAGUAAUUUGAUCGAAGUGGAUUUCAAUGAGACCUCGUUGUGUCUGAACUUGUUGGAUGAGGUAGCGGGCAUUGAAGCCACUUGGAACCUAGAACUAGUAUCAGCGGGUGCAGCUGAGGCCGUAAUUAACUCGAUUCGGCCGCCAUGGGAGGAGCUAUUCUCGGUGCCCUUGCAAAUCAAUGGACCGCAGGUGCCUGCAUCGAGCGGCAUAAUUGCUACAACGGAGACGUGACAACAGACAGACUGCUUGCUGCGCCAGUGCGAGCAGAUCAUCGGCAUCGUCCUUAUGCGCAAUAUUCUCUACAUCAAGCGAAUCAUCAUGACUUGUGUACUCUAUCUUUACUUUCUCUAUGGCCUCACAGAUAACGAGUUCAAAUAUAAAACGCAGCACUGAGGCUGGUAGAUGUAUCACUCUCGAGCGAGGAUCAACUCUACAAGAUUUUUAUUUUAGAUAAAUGAAAUACCGCACAAAAGACUAUAGCGACGCAAACCGAGCGUCAUAUUUUUAACAAGAUUGAUUUAUUUUCCACGGUUUUAUUACUGUUCAAAACAGAUCCAGAUGCAUAAUUUUCGACUAGUUAGUAUUUCGAGCCAACUUGUUUUGCAGCCGCAAUAUCAAAAUCCCCACGUAACUUUCUUUGUGUACGACUCUCUUUUUCCCUUACGAUUAAAAAGAUUUCGCUGUUACAUUGUGACUGUGAUACGUAAAUUAGCCUACUUGUACAUAAUGAUUACUGUAAGCCUUAAAAAGAAAAUUAUAGAAGAUGAUGUAGCUAAACCUACGAUAUAUGCUGCUACGCAUUGCGAUCCAGUUUUGAGAGGCAAUAUUAAUGGAUGAUAUAUAUUUCGUUGAGCGCGGUGUAUUUUUCUAGCUAAUGUGUACAUUUGAGAAUGAUGAUAAACUUACCAACUGCCUAUUAAAGGCCGCACGUCAUUACGAAAUCACACCUGUGUGCCCCUUUACUAAAACUUAUUAAUACUGAUAGUUGGUAUUAUUGUUAUAUUUAUGAUUAUUAAUAUUAUUAGGAUUGAUAUCAAAAAUAAUUUUGUUGCUACAAGAAUUUAAUAAAACUAUGUACCGUACUUUCUACUUUACAUGGUUUUAUAUGCAAUGAAUUUAUUUUUCAUGUUUUUAGUUUUUGGAGUAUAUUUGCUGAUGCAAGUUUGUUUUUAACAAUCUCGUAUUUCAACAAACUAUAUCAUUAACGCGAGUGUUUGUUUGAGAUCGUUUAUCUUUUUAAUGUAUCGGACGAAUAUUUUUGUGCGUGAAAUUGACAAUUACUAACCAAUGAUUAUAAAUGAUGUAUAAAUAAUAAAUAACAAGAAUUCUUGUGAUUUUUUAAAACUAAAUAUUUUUAUACAUAUAAAGCUAAUGUGCUUUGAAAUGCAAAUGCAUAGAGUAGUAAAAUUAUAUUUGUAUUAGAUAAAUUUUUAUUUUUGGUUGACCCACUUACAAGUGUCUUGUUUAUUGAUUUUAUCAAACACAUAUUAAAUAGUUUACUGAGAAAUUUCUUGCUAAUGUAUAUUGCAAUUGUUCAAAUAAAUAAAUAAACAGUAAACGAAUCAUUUUAUAUCGAAAUA